AUGGGAAUGGUGCUUUCUACGGGUGUGGUCUUUUUCUCAACAUUGACACUCCAUUCAACCUCUAUCCCGGCUGCUUUUUGGUGGGCCAUUGUCACAAUGACAACUGUUGGUUACGGUGAUUACGUACCCGUAACAAUCCCCGGUAAAUUAACUGCCUCUGGGCUACUAUUUCUGGGGUGUUCGGAUUGGCACUUCCCAUCACCAACAUCGUCGACAACUUUA
Messenger RNA from Mesorhabditis spiculigera, 222 nucleotides. NCBI's taxonomy places the organism in Eukaryota, Metazoa, Nematoda, Chromadorea, Rhabditida, Rhabditidae. The record is from the annotation of a GenBank genome assembly.